AAUCCGGUCUGGCAACCUGGCAAUCGUCAUUCAUGUAAUGAUGUAAACAUUUUACCACUCUACUUUACAAAUUGGUGUUUUUGACGUGGCCGCAGAGAGAAAUUGUUAUUCUUGACUGAAACCUACUCAGCUUCAGUUCCAAAUUAAGAAGAACUACAGCAAAAUGUUGAAACAAUUAGUCUUCGCCUGCCUAUUUUUGGUUUUCCUUCCUGCAUUGAGUUUAGCUUGUGUAAAGCCAGAAGUAACCUCAAAAUCAUUUACAACCCAAGAUGCUACAAUUGUUGCUCAUAUCGGCUUUAUCUCGGAAUUCCAAGUGAAAUGUUCUUCGGGUGAAGUUUCCAGUCUGUAUGCUGAAUUAGAAGACAAAACAAUUGUUCCUGUAGCUAUUGUAGCACCAAACAUCUACCAGGUCAGUUGGACAGAAGACAGCAAAACCGCUGGGAAGGGUGAACAUAUCAUUCGUAUUUUUGAUGAGGAGGGAUAUGCUGCUAUCCGAAAAGCCCUGCGAGGUAACGAACCAACUUCUUCCGUGCCUGAAUUCUUUAAAGUUUCCGUCUACCAUCCAGGCGCUUACAAUGGGCCUUGGUUGAGAAGUGAAUUUUUGGCUGUAGUAGUGUCUUUACUGAUAUCAUACUUUGCUAUCACAGCCAAAGCAAAAAUUGUGUCGUAAGAAAAUGUAAAUUAUUAUAUUUAUUUUGUUUUCAUUUUGUUCCAUUACAUUACCGUAUCAUUUGAAGUUUUGUAGAAAUUCUCUUGAAAAUAAAUGCUUCUGAGAAGUGUUUUCUCAAUUUAAUGGUUUUUAUUUGUAUAGUAAUUGCUUGUAUUUAAAGCAUGCCGGGACAUCUAUUUUUUUUUUCAAUAAACUAAGAUAAUACAUA
Molecule: messenger RNA, 878 nt
Organism: Dendroctonus ponderosae (mountain pine beetle)
Lineage: Eukaryota; Metazoa; Arthropoda; Insecta; Coleoptera; Curculionidae
Gene: Tapdelta
Product: translocon-associated protein subunit delta
Exons: 2
Coding region: 164-670 (168 amino acids)
Cellular component (GO): endomembrane system; endoplasmic reticulum; membrane
Source: RefSeq, a predicted model, not a curated record